Molecule: messenger RNA, 5122 nt
Organism: Oppiella nova
Lineage: Eukaryota; Metazoa; Arthropoda; Arachnida; Sarcoptiformes; Oppiidae
Source: the annotation of a GenBank genome assembly
CACACCUUCUGUGGUGAGCCCUGUCUGGAAGGACUGGUCGACUACGCCAGACGACAGAUCAAGUGCCCGGAAUGUAGAGCAGAGCACCGGAUCCCCUACAAUGGGGUGCAGACGUUCCCUAAUAACGUCACUUUAGCCCGAUUUCUAGACCUACACCGGGGUAUCACCGGCGAAGAGCCGGAGCCUCUGCCCUCUCAAAUGGACAGAUGCGGUGUUUGUUCAGAAAAGGCCUUCUGUGAGAGGUGUUCCCACUGUGAUAAGAAAGUGUGCGAAGAGUGCAAAGAAGCACAUCUCGAUAUAUUGCGGCGAGAGAUCACUCGCAUCAACGGUCAGGUGCGGAGGGGUCUCAACAAACUCACUGAACACUCGCAACAGUCCGGAAGGAAUUGCGAUAAAUUGCAGUCAAGUACCAAACAAAUCAGGGAUGAAAUCACAGAAUCUGUUCGACGAAUCAUUAAAGACCUCAAAGACAAGGAAUCGAAACUUUUACACGAAUUGGAAGAAUACACACAAACAGAGGCUAAGAGUGGAGAGAAGACUAAAGAGGAUUUGGAUCAGGAAUUAGUGAAUAUAACGAGUAAUUGUGAACUCAUUGAGAAUCACAUCAAUGAGAACGAGGAGUGGACGGACGCAGAGCUGGUCGAGUAUAAGGAGAUAUUAGUGAAGACAUUGGAGUUUCUCAGGAAUUUAGACCCGGAUACCAGUGACUUCGCCCGCAAAGUCAAGUUUCAGUACAAAACCGAUUUUGAUGUCUUGAGGCGCUCUGUCGUCGACUUCGGCGAACUCAAGAUAACGACCCCUAAUGUGAUGCUCUCGCCAUCGGAGAGCACUACUAAUCUUAAUUCACUAUCGGUUCCCAACCAAACAAAUCUAUUGAGGAGUCAAAGCGAUCAUCGAUUGGCUCAACAGUUCCAACAGAGAAAAUCUGAGUCGAGUCGAUAUCUAGACAUCUCCGGCAGUCAAAGCAGAUUAUCUGCGCUCACACACAGUGACACCGAAAGAGAUAAUAGACUCGAGAGAAAUACAUCGCCGACACGACAACGAUUUGAUCGGUACGGCAUCGAUAGGAGACACUUAGAGGAAAGGGAACCGAGGAGUAGAUUUGAUACGUCAGCGCUCACCAGAGGUUGGCCUCGGCCUUCAGACACGGAAGACUCUGUCGCUCCGACCACUCAUUUUAGAUCACGUUUUAUGAGAGAACGAAAUAAUCAGGAAUUAAGUAGUUUUGAAGACUCUCAUGACUCGGACUAUGGAGGAAGUCAUCGAAGUGUCCGCUUUGAAGAGCCUAACGCUCAGCCCAGGGCUAAAGUUUUUGAGACCGAAGAGGUCACGAAAGGGCCGUUGAGUGGAGUUAUUAAACUCAUGGACUCUCCGCAUGUAAUGCAAAGACUUCAUCAAAACGAAGUCCGACAAAAAUUGAAAGAACAGGAGGCGCUGAACGCACCCCCGCCCGCACCACAGCCUCCUCCUCCAGUGACUACACCGACUCCUACCCCACGAAGAGCGCCGUCCAGACAAGUGAGUGAAGACGAGAUCGAAAAGCAAAAGAAGGCCAAUCAGGCGGCCGCCGCCGCAGCCGCGGCCAACCCACCGGUGGCGCCCACUCCUCCUGUGCCACAAUCGCCGAAGACAUCAGUUCCACAGUCGCCGACAACAGUACCUGAAUCUCCGAAUAGACUAAUCAACAGAAGACUGACUCAACUUCAGAAGGAAGACUCCGUCACUCGUUAUAGUACUGACUCUUCACGACAUGGAUCUGAUGCCGAAGAAUCGCAAUUAGGAGACGAUUCCGACACGAAUACAGGGAUCGGGCGAUUCAACCGAAGACGUGACGAAAGCGAUAGUUCGCGGGUUUCCACUGCACGACAGACAUCAACUCAAAGGCAAGUAUCCGAUUCUGUCGACAAUAGUUCCACUCCUUCGACUCCAACCACUAAUUCGGUGACAACUACUGGUGCGCUGCCAAUCACUCCUCCGGUCGACAGCUCAACAAACAUCACCUCAAGCCCUACCAGUGCUAUCGAUACAACCAUUAGUUCAGAUAUUAGCCAUAACCAUGAGAUUAAACAAGACUCUAAAGACUGUCAAGACUCUCCUGCCUGUCCUCCACCUCCACCUCCACUUAAGUACAAGUUUGUGUCGAAACCCUAUAGUUCUCGUAACUUCUCGACAACCAAUAACUCUGUAUCGGAAACCUUAGCCAAUGGGAGAACUCAAAGUCAAUCAAAUCCAUCAACCGAUUUGUAUAGUUCAAGAUAUAGUGCCAAAACCACACCAAAUGUCACACGACUCUCAAGUGAUGUACGUUAUGAUAAACACUAUACCCGUAAUACCGGUGCAAACAGUAUUCCCAGCAGUUAUUCCAGUAGAAGAAGUCCAGCACUUAAUGAUAAUUUAAUGCCAAGAGCUUCCGACGCUUCCACUAAUCACUUACUUCCCGCCAAUUCUGCUAUUAGUAGUCAUUCCUCAACUAAUAGUAGAUUGGGUUCACCCGAGAGGCGGGUGAGUCUUGAAGACUUUAGAGGUCAGGAAAGGCCUAACUAUAACCCCCAUAGACAGGCGCGACCUAAUGCAGUCACUUCCUCAUAUCAAAUGCCUUUAACAUCAAAUGUAUCGCACUUACGAAGUCCGACCUCUGCAGCCAUUUUGUCGACAGUGUCUGUACGUUCGCCGCUGGGGAAGAACCCAUCGUUAGACCGAUCGACCGACCGAACAGACAGACAUCACUCUACAAAUACCUCCCACACCACCGCUCAGACAUCUGAUCCCCAAUCAGACACAAUCACUAACAGAACUCCAAUUACUUCAGACAAAACAAAUAUCAGAACCCUUUCCACUGACAUCGAGAGCGAAUCCAGUGAUAGUAAUGCUAGCAAUGAGUCGAGCGCUGACUCCGAAUCUGAAUCCGAAGACGAAGAGGAGUCCACUUCAAUGCCAAUCGCCGCCACCAAUACAGUCAGUGCCAGUAGUGGUCGACACCCGACCAGUAGUUCCCUUGAGAGGCCGUCACACGAGAGGUCUGACAGAACCAUUCAAAUGCCCGCAUCUGUAUCCACUUUAUUGAAUCGCAGCGCACAGGCCCGGAAGGACAACCUCUCGACCAUCAAUAGGUCAGAUUCACCCCAAUCCUCACGAAUCUCCCGACAAAACACUUUGACCGAUGAGACCAAUAGCGACCCCAACCGUCCCCUCUAUAAGGGAAGGCGAGCGUCAGACGCCUCCAAAGAGGAGUCUACGCCAACAUAUCAGUCGAGACGGACUCUGACCCGAGCGGCUACUCUUGAGGACGACAACGACGACCAGACCGUCACAUCUUCGGCAUACUCUCGAUUCCUCGCCCGAAGCAAAACCAGUUCCGCGUUGGCGGCCAAAGAGGACACGACCGGAGAUGACUCCCGAUUCACAUACUCGCGAAGACCUGAUAAAUUUGGUACGACUUCUAGUAGUUCCUCAUAUCGUAGCCGUUUGGCCAAAAGCAAGAGUUCGCACGCAUUAUAUGGUUUCGAUGACAGCGACGACGAGAAUGUGAACCCUAUAUCUCCGACAUAUAAAAGCAAAUACGGAGAGUCAGCUCUGCCUACCAGAAGAACAUCCCGAUCCUCAGGAUAUACAUAUAGGACUCGAGAUCCGGGCAGUCCUCCUCCCGAGGAUGAGACCGGCCAAUCAGUGGCUCAAUAUUUGAUCAAUAAAUACGGCACCAAAUCAUCCGUCCAGAAGACAGAGCCCACCAAUAGAACCAAUUCUAUACUCAAGAGUAAGAGCUCUCAUGUUAUUUACGGCAGAAGUAUCUCGAGUUCAGACGACGAGCCGCCCAUAAGUGUCCGACGCGGCAGUCGAGACGAUGCCUCGGCGUCACUCAUCUCAUCGCUUAAGACAUCGAGUUAUGGGUUGACUUAUCCCCGACAGAUGUAUACCCAAAAGGGUAGGCUUAUGAUGAAAUUGGGAUCGAGGGGUACGGAAGCCGGUUGUUUCACUUGGCCCCGGGGUGUGGCUGUCGGACAGAAUAAUAGCAUAGUUGUGGCCGACUCUUCCAACCAUAGGGUGCAGGUGUUUGACUCGACCGGAAGGUUCUCCUUUGAGUUCGGGUCGUAUGGUAGCGGAGAGGGAGAGUUCGACUGUUUGGCCGGAGUUUGUGUCAACAGAAUCGGACAGUUCGUCGUUUCCGACAGAUAUAACCAUAGGAUACAAGUGUUUGACGCCUCCGGAAGAUUUAUGAGAGCUUUUGGAUGUGAGGGACGAUCUGAUGGCAAAUUCAGUUACCCCUGGGGUAUAGCCGCCGACGCCUUAGGAUUUAUAUAUGUUUGCGAUAAAGAGAAUCACAGAAUCCAAGUCUUCCAAUCGGACGGCCUGUUUGUCGGCAAGUUUGGCACAAUUGGGAGUAGGACUGGCAUGUUAGAGCACCCACACUAUAUCGCUGUCAGUAAUACUAAUCGUGUGGUGAUCAGCGAUAGUAAUAAUCAUAGGAUUCAAAUAUUUGAUGUGAACGGACGGUCUCUUUCCACUUUUGGCAGCGAAGGCUCAAACGAAGGACAGUUUAAGUUCCCGAGGGGUGUGGCGGUGGACGACCAGGGAUUCAUAAUAGUGGGCGACAGCGGGAACAAUAGGAUCCAGAUAUUCAAUCCCGACGGCACCUUCCUAAAGGCAUUCGGCACUUGGGGUUCGGGUGAGGGAGAGUUCAAAGGCCUGGAAGGGGUGGCCAUCACAUCGACCGGUAAUAUAUUGGUCUGCGACCGCGAGAACCAUCGGAUUCAGAUGUUUUGAACAAUUUUAUAGAAGUUUUUAAAGCUUUUUCAAAAAAAAAUUAUCAUUUAUUUGUUUAUGAUUUUAGUUUAUUUGAUUAUUUAAAACUUAUGUUUAGUCAUUAAUUUAUUUACAGAUUUGAUUGUCAUUAUAGGUGUUGACAUGAGAUUUAGGUCUAUCGUCGAUGGUUAGACCUAUUAUCCAAUGAAACACUUUUCCCUAAUUUUACAUUUAAUUUAUAGCUUUGUUAGACUUGAAAAGUCAGUGAAAAAAGUGGGCGAAUAUUAAUGUUUUGUCUGAAAUAAUUGGUUUACUAUUAUUACAAGUUACUCAUUAGAGAUAUUUUAUUUUUUAACCAAACGUUUAAACCGUUGACUAACUC